AUGGAAGGAGAAUUCUGGAACCAGAGCGACCUCAACGGCACCCAGCUGUCCUGCGGCGGCCCCAACAGCAGCCAGGGGGCACGAGGGGGCAGCCUGUGUCCUAGCGCUGGGGUCACCCCUUCCAUGGUCACGGCCGUCAUCAUCAUGGCUCUCUACUCCAUAGUGUGCGUGGUGGGACUCUUUGGCAACUUCUUGGUCAUGUAUGUCAUCAUCAGAUACACCAAAAUGAAGACUGCAACCAACAUCUAUAUCUUCAAUCUUGCCCUGGCAGAUGCCUUAGCAACAAGUACACUGCCGUUCCAAAGUGUGAAUUAUCUCUUGGGAACAUGGCCAUUUGGUACAACCAUUUGUAAGAUUGUUAUCUCCAUAGACUACUACAAUAUGUUCACAAGCAUUUUCACUCUUUGCACCAUGAGUGUGGAUCGUUAUAUAGCAGUUUGUCACCCAGUCAAGGCUCUCGAUUUCCGCACCCCCAGAAAUGCCAAAAUUGUCAAUGUCUGCAACUGGAUUGUCUCUUCAGCCAUUGGUAUCCCAGUUAUGAUCAUGGCAACCACAAAAGAAAGUAAUGGAUCUAUUGAUUGCACGCUUGCAUUCUCUCACCCAACAUGGUACUGGGAUAACCUGCUGAAAAUCUGUGUUUUCAUUUUUGCCUUUGUCAUGCCAGUCCUCAUCAUCACAGUAUGCUAUGGACUCAUGAUUUUACGCCUGAAGAGUGUCCGAAUGCUUUCUGGGUCCAAGGAGAAAGACAGAAACCUCCGAAGGAUCACCAGAAUGGUCCUUGUGGUAGUAGCUGUUUUUAUAGUAUGCUGGACUCCCAUUCAUAUCUAUGUUAUCAUUAAUGCCUUGGUCCGUAUUCCGGAAACUACUUUCCAGACUGUAUCCUGGCACUUCUGCAUUGCUUUAGGGUACACAAAUAGCUGCCUUAAUCCCGUGCUUUAUGCGUUUCUAGAUGAAAACUUCAAAAGGUGUUUCAGAGAAUUCUGCAUCCCAACAACUUCAACAAUUGAGCAACAAAACUCCACCCGAAUUCGACAAAACACUCAUGAGCAUGCCUCCACUGCCAACACAGUGGAUAGGACUAACCAUCAGUUGGAACUUCUGGAAGCUGAAACCACACCACUGCCGUGA
Gekko japonicus is the source of this 1128-nucleotide messenger RNA. Its product is annotated as mu-type opioid receptor-like. Gene Ontology annotation, biological process: G protein-coupled opioid receptor signaling pathway; sensory perception of pain; neuropeptide signaling pathway. Lineage: Eukaryota; Metazoa; Chordata; Lepidosauria; Squamata; Gekkonidae. Gene Ontology annotation, molecular function: G-protein alpha-subunit binding; morphine receptor activity; G-protein beta-subunit binding. Gene Ontology annotation, cellular component: membrane; neuron projection. The record is from RefSeq and is a predicted model, not a curated record.